AUGUUCCAGCCGACGGGUCCUGGGGGCCGGUCGUCAACAAGCCUGCUGGCGUUGUGUGCCAUGGGGCCCCGGGAGAGACCGGCCCCUGGCACCAGGUCUGUCCUCCUGGUGCUCUUCCUCCUGCUGCUGGUUUCCCCCGGCUCUUCAGCUGUCAUCACGGGGGCCUGUGAGAUGGACUCCCAGUGCGGAGGGGCUAUGUGCUGCGCGGUCAGUGUGUGGAUACGGACUCUGAGGAUGUGCACCCCCAUGGGCCAGGAGCACGACGACUGCCACCCCAUGAGUCAUAAGAUUCCCUUCAAGGGGAUGCGGUUGCAUCACACGUGUCCCUGUCUGCCCAACCUGGCCUGCAUCACCCCAGAGGACGGGAGGUCACGCUGUCUCCCCGCCUUCAAGUUCCCGGACUACUACCUCUGA
Gadus chalcogrammus (walleye pollock) is the source of this 414-nucleotide messenger RNA. RefSeq names its product prokineticin 2 (gene prok2). NCBI's taxonomy places the organism in Eukaryota, Metazoa, Chordata, Actinopteri, Gadiformes, Gadidae. The record is from RefSeq and is a predicted model, not a curated record. The transcript is spliced from 3 exons. Bases 1 to 414 code for a protein of 137 amino acids.